Selaginella moellendorffii is the source of this 1068-nucleotide messenger RNA. RefSeq lists its product as uncharacterized. The coding region runs from base 584 to 1042 and encodes 152 amino acids. The transcript has 4 exons. The record is from RefSeq and is a predicted model, not a curated record. Lineage: Eukaryota; Viridiplantae; Streptophyta; Lycopodiopsida; Selaginellales; Selaginellaceae.
AGCUGCGGCAGCUACUUGUCCGCGUUUUGAGCUACAUCAGUCCCAGCCAGGUAACUCAUCCAUCUAAAUGCCUAUUGAUUCAUUCUUCUUCCAGUAGAAAUGGUUGGAGAGCAAUGGGCUAGAGGCGUCCACUGCUUGCAUGAUGGAGCUCUUGCGCUCAUAUUAUUUCCCCAACAUGGAUGCAUAAGAAGGAAAUAUUUUUUUCUACUCUUUUCGCUUGGAUUCAAUAGCUCCCCUAAUGCAGGAUAUCAUUUCGUCAAGGUCUAUCUUCCGGGAGCAGAGACGUGAUUUAUCCUUUGCUCUCAUGGCUGCUUCCUCAGGUCAUUUUUCAUCUAAACAGUAGUGCAAAAUUGUGGUGUUUAAGAAGCACGUAUACUUGUCACACUUUCUAAGUGAAGUGGAGAUUCCUGGAGAGCUUCUCUUGGACGAGGGCUGCAACAUCUUGCAAGUGCAAUGCGGAGCUCUGAGGGACCAUUUCAAGGCCAACUAUUGCCGGCUGCAAAGCCUCCAGGAAGCGCAGACGGACAAAGACGUGGUCUCUUUGCGAGAAAACGUCCACAAACUAGAAGCCGAGAAAGAACACAUGUCAACAAAGGUCUCCAAAUUGCGAGCCAAGCUCCAAGAACCAAAGCGAGCUUUAGCUACCGAGUCAGGGAAGCACGGGAAAGCACUGCUCAAGCUCGAGUACAUGCAGGUCCUAGUGAACACCACCUCCCCUCAUGAGCGAAAGAAUUGCUCAGGAAAUAUCAGUGCUACGCUAUUCCUGUUGAUUUACCCUGUCUCUUGCAAGCUCUUUUCAGGAGUUGGCAGAAAAACAGCGACACCAGACGCCCUCGACAAAGUUUUGAAUGAUCCCAACUACAACGAUGACAAAAUCUUGCGAGUUCCUUUUCUUUGUUGCAAUGGAGGUGCUUUCAACACAGGCAAAGCUUGUAUCAGCAAACAACGAGCUCAAAUCUCUGAGAAAACGGAAACGAGCUCUCCCCCAACGGAGACUAUGUUAUUCGUAAACUGGUGUUGGCAUGAAAAAAGACUGUACUAAAAACAAGCCAUGGGGCAUUUAGUAGA